AUGGGGGCUUCCGGGGCCCAGAACCUCCUGCCAGGUGCUCUGUGCCUGUCUGCGAUCUGGGCAGUGCUGUCCCCCAUCUGCUGUUCCCAAGACCCACCAAGGUGGCGCUUCACCUCCUCAGAAGUUGUUAUCCCCAGGAAGGUGCCCCACAGAAUGGAUGGAAGCAAGACGCCAGACCAGCUCUCCUACAGCAUGCGCUUCCGAGGCCGGAGGCACGUGAUCCACAUGAAGCUCAAGAAGAACUUGCUGCCAGAACACUUCCCUGUUCUUACCAACAAUGACCAAGGGGCCAUGCAGGAGGACUACCCCUUUGUCCCUCGAGACUGUUACUACUACAGCUACCUGGAGGGGGUUUCUGGCUCCGCAGCCACGCUGGACACCUGCUCUGGAGGUCUGCGCGGCAUGCUGCAGGUGGAUGACUUUACUUAUGAAAUCAAGCCACUAAAAUCUUCUUCCAAAUUUGAGCAUAUAGUUUCUCAGCUUGUGUCACAAGCUGUAUCAGAAGAUGAAAGAUGUAAUAUUCCGGAGGAUGAGGCAAAUCAAAUUCUCAAAGAGGUAAAACUUGCAGAAAGUCCAAGAGCUGCCCCUGCUUAUUUGUGGCGGGUACAUCGAAAACGGGCACAUCUUCACUACACAGUAAGUAACUCACUCUGGCUUCUGCAGAGAAAUCGCACUCGUGUUAUAGAGAAUGUCGUGAUUAUGAACAACAUCAUACAUAGCAUUUAUAGACCACUGGGCUUAAAUAUACUCAUACGUGUUUUGUGCAUAUGGGAAGACAGGGAUCAAGUGGUCUUAGACAACGGUGAAUUCACGUUCCCUUCUGUCGUGAUGAGGAGGUUUGGUAUGUGGAAACUAAGAAAUUGGUACACUAGCAUUCCUCAUUCUACUUCACUACUUCUUACAGGACAUAAAAUGGGAAGCAGCAUUUAUAGUGGUAACUCAGACACUAUAUGCAACCCCAAUUGGGGAGUAGCAUUUGUGUGUGUGUCGCGGUAUCACCUAUUUCUGGCUUCAACAAUAGGAGCUCAUGCAAUAGGUCAUAACUUAGGACUGGUGCACGACACUGAAGGUUGUGUCUGCUUUCGAAGAAGUGCUUGUCUUAUGACUCCUAUGCCUGGUCUCUAUGAUAUGGCCAGCAAUUGUUCUUUUGAAAACGUCCACAAAAGGCUUUUUAAUUGGGACCCUUGCUUGAGUUUGCAUUUUCCUCCGUACGAUAAUUUUCCUUAUGUAGCUCCUCGUUGUGGAGACAAGAUAACAAAUAAUGAUGAGGAGUGUGACUGCGGGUCUUUGAAAGAAUGUGCCUCAAAUACGUGCUGUGGAACCAAUUGUAUUUUCACACUUGGCAGUGUGUGUGAUGGAGAGAGUUGCUGCCAGGACUGUAAGUAUGCGGAACCUGGAACUAUGUGCAGAAACACACUUGGUAUUUGUGAUCUGCCAGAAUACUGUAGUGGGAAAAAUGAAAUAUGCCCCAAUGACUUCUAUAUCCAAGAUGGAACCCCAUGUUCACCAGUAGCUGUUUGUAUGAGAGGAAACUGCAGUGACCGUGAUUUGCAAUGUCAAGCUCUCUUUGGAUUCCAAGUAAAAGAUGCUCCUCCACCAUGCUAUGAAAAAUUGAAUAUAAUUGGUGACCGCUUUGGAAACUGUGGACUUAGGGAGCUGAGACCAGGAACUAUACCUAGUAAAUGUGAAAUUGAUGAUGUUCUUUGUGGAAUAUUGCAUUGUAGCCGUCCUGAAGAAGUUCCGGGAGGAGGUGAACACACUACAUUUCAUGAUAUAAUAGUACAGGGAGCUAAACAGAUACACUGCUUUGGAUAUGAUGUACACCAUGGGACGGAGUUACCAGAAAUGGGACUUGUAGUAGAUGGUGCAACCUGUGGCCCAGGAAAAUUCUGUCAUCGACAGAAUUGCACUUUUCAUCAAGAUAUGGGUUUUGACUGUGAUGUGCAGACAUGCAACUACAGAGGAGUGUGCAAUAAUCUAAAACAUUGCCACUGUAUACGUGGCUUCAAACCACCAGGCUGUGCAGAGAAAGGCCCCGGUGGCAGUGUGGAUAGUGGUUCUCCACCUGACAAAGAAGAAGCUGUUCAAGCCAAAGUACUUGCCAUUCCAAACUAUGUAUUAGUUUUCCUUACUGUUCGUUUUGGUCUUUUUAUGGCUUCAAUUCUUAUUGGUGGACUUACAAAAGCAAAAAGAGCUAUAGACAAGAGAGUAUACCAUGAUGAAUAUGAAGUUGAACCUUAG
Octodon degus (degu) is the source of this 2241-nucleotide messenger RNA. RefSeq names its product disintegrin and metalloproteinase domain-containing protein 20-like. The record is from RefSeq and is a predicted model, not a curated record. Gene Ontology annotation, molecular function: metalloendopeptidase activity. Gene Ontology annotation, biological process: proteolysis; male gonad development. NCBI's taxonomy places the organism in Eukaryota, Metazoa, Chordata, Mammalia, Rodentia, Octodontidae. The transcript has a single exon. Bases 1 to 2241 code for a protein of 746 amino acids. Gene Ontology annotation, cellular component: external side of plasma membrane; sperm head plasma membrane; plasma membrane.